AUGGUUGAGAUAUUUGAUCCUUGCAAGGGCAGAUUCAUUGUACAAGACUUGGUUGGCGAAGUGUCUCUCGGUGCCGUGGAUGUUGAGUGCAUCUUGGCCUUGGAGAACCACGGACUGUCAGCAGAAGGUAUUCUCGGUGAGGAAGGUGAGGAUGUUAAAGAUCGAGUGGCGCCUCAAUUCCUGAGCAAGACCACAGGUAACAUAGUCAUCGAUGAUCUGAUUGUGGACAUCACAAAAAAUAAAUCUGCCGACGACGAUUUUCUUCGGAGAGUUGUCCUCGUGUUGCUUGGAAAAGUUCUUGCUCCCAUGUCGAGCAAGACUCGUAUAUCCAAGAUUAAUUGGAAUGCAUUCACCCUCCGGGUUCUGCUGGACUGCCUUCGCAACGUGAGGAAAGGCAAACACCUCCGCCAAUGGCCGAGAGGGAACUUAGCUCUCCUGCAGUACCUGUACUGGGAGAAGCUUCAGCCUCUGGAAGGUGAAUGCGCAUUCAAUCCUAGCUUGUCCAUGGAACCUCUAGUGAGGAAUUGGACUGAAGCUGCAGCCUCAAGGAGAGACAAGUUUGAUUAUGACCAAGGCCGUGGCCGUGGUAACAUCAAGAUUGAAGACAACAUAACCAAGGAGUAUAGGGCGCAGGAGCGCAAAGUACCCGAACCAGAAAAGCCAAAAAUGAAGCCCGCCGUUGGUGCGGCAAAGAAGUCCAAGUUAGCCUCAAACGCGGACGAGAUGAUGAACCUCAUCAUGAAGCGGUGUAUGGAUUACAUACACAGCCAAAUGAAGGAAAUACCAGAACAAGUAGCCGAGAGAUUGUUAGAGAAGUUGAACCAAAAUGGUGUGAUGUACAAGCCAGCGGCUGCUGCGGCUUCCGGCAACAACGAUGCCGACCUAGAAGUGGAUUCCUUUGAGAAUGGUCCGCCAGAAAAAAAAGAAUUCGUGUACAAGGAUGACUCUGACGGUCUAGAGCCGGUGAUUGAUUUGACACAGCCUGACGAGCCUGUUGUAAACCAGAACAACGAUGAUGAGGAAAAAACACCUGCCAAGUUAAAUGUUGACAAGACAACGAAGCCUACUGAUGAGUGCGGCGCAACACCGGAGAACCCUUGGAUUGUAGCUCUGUUUAGUGACAAUGACAUGGAAGGCUCUGUUAAGGACGAUUUGACACCGGAACUCAUCGAUGCUGCUGUUGCGUUUGUGGAGGCAGCUGCUCGGUCUGAGAAGAAUAUGACAAAAAGAGUUUACUACAAUGAACGUGGCACCUCUGUGACUGUGGAGAGUAUACGACUGGUACUUGAGCAUACAUGGCUGGCGGAUGAGAUUAUCGAUGCUUAUCAGACACAUUUGGCUCUGCGCGUUGGUCAUGAUCGGCACCUCUGUCCAGCCUGGAGGUCCAAAUACCUUGUUGAUCGUGCUAAGGCACGAGACAACCCUAAACCGUCGAAAUACAACAUGGAUAGUGCGCUGAGCAGAGCUGGAGCAGUACGUAGGGUUCUGGACGAGCAUACCGUCCGUGAUAAGUCGUUUAUCCCGUUGAACGUCGGCAAUACACACUGGAUCACCGUGGUGAUGCACAACCGCAAAGAAUUCCGAGUUUUUGAUUCGCUCUAUCCUCUCGAGUUCUCUCUCGACACUGUGAAAGCACUGCGACUAGCAAUAGCAAUUGAUAUGGAAGAGGCAAACCGUAUUACACCUGGCAAAUAUCCAGACGUCACUAAGUGGCCUAUCAUACCUCAGAUCGACAUGCCAGUACAAGAGGACGGGAACUCUUGUGGCCUUUUUGUGAUUGAAGUUAUGGAACAUUGGGACGGGGAUCGAUGGACCGCCGAUUUUACCCAGGGCACGGUUAAUGCAAGGAGAAGGCGUCUCAUCGCCGAGUUGGUUCUCUCACCUACCAACACGCUCGAUUGUGUGAAGAACAAAAUCCGCGACAUCGCAAAGAAAAGCAAGGCAUGA
Messenger RNA from Aegilops tauschii subsp. strangulata, 1947 nucleotides. Lineage: Eukaryota; Viridiplantae; Streptophyta; Magnoliopsida; Poales; Poaceae. The record is from RefSeq and is a predicted model, not a curated record.